UACACGACCUUCGUCCUGUACCCAAUUAAGAACACUUUGCCUGGCACCGCUAACACGCGCAAGAACACUUCAUUCAUCCUGGCUUCCUGUUGGAAGCAAAACCAUGGGCAUCUUGGAUCACCUCUCCGAUAUGUGCAGUAUGACCCAGACAAAGAACGCCCUCAAGCCCAGGAAGAGGCGGCCACUGCAGACGGUAAACAUCAAGGUGAAGAUGGAUUGUGAGGGCUGCGAGAGGAGGGUCAAGAACGCGGUGAAAUCGAUGCGGGGUGUGACGGCGGUGUCCGUGACUCCAAAGAUGAGCAAGGUGACGGUGACUGGGUACGUGGAGCCGAGCAAGGUGCUGGAGCGGGUGAAGAGCACCGGGAAGGGGGCGGAGAUGUGGCCGUACGUGCCCUACUCGCUCACCACCUACCCCUACGUCGGCGGCGCCUACGACAAGAAGGCCCCCGCCGGCUUCGUCCGCAGCGCGCCGCUGGCCAUGGCCGACCCAGGGGCGCAGGAGGUCCGGUACAUGAACAUGUUCAACGACGAGGACGUCAACGCCUGCUCCAUCAUGUGACGUGGUCGACCAUCUCAAACAUCUCCACACCAGCUAUAACAGAUACAUCGCUACUCUACAUUCAGGCUAUGCAGCCUACUAGUUAAUCUACGCGUGUACGAUUUCCAUGUGAGUUGUUUGCAUAUUUUCAGCUUGGAGACAUGAACUAUUUUCUA
Messenger RNA from Lolium perenne, 714 nucleotides. Its product is annotated as heavy metal-associated isoprenylated plant protein 20. Lineage: Eukaryota; Viridiplantae; Streptophyta; Magnoliopsida; Poales; Poaceae. Gene Ontology annotation, molecular function: metal ion binding. The record is from RefSeq and is a predicted model, not a curated record.